Messenger RNA from Sebastes umbrosus (honeycomb rockfish), 2899 nucleotides. RefSeq names its product protocadherin beta-16-like. Gene Ontology annotation, cellular component: plasma membrane. Bases 249 to 2675 code for a protein of 808 amino acids. The record is from RefSeq and is a predicted model, not a curated record. Lineage: Eukaryota; Metazoa; Chordata; Actinopteri; Perciformes; Sebastidae. Gene Ontology annotation, biological process: homophilic cell-cell adhesion. Gene Ontology annotation, molecular function: calcium ion binding. The transcript has a single exon.
UGCAGAGAUGAAAUUGAACUCAGAGUGUCGCUGUUCACCAGCAGAGGAAACACGUUUCCACCCCUUGCUCGUGCUUUGUUACCCCAGGCUUCAUCUUCUCCUUGUCAAAUUGUACCCUUGGAUGUGCUUUGGUCAGCCGUUCGUUUCAGAUGCACAGUUUACUACUGUUUUUUGAUAUGUUAUAUCGGACCGCACAGAUAGUUGGAUAAGCAACGCCGUUUUUGAGUUGUUUUCAUUCUUGUCUCAGGAUGGCACACAAUGGAUACCCAGCGGCUGCCUUGCUUUACAGCUUUGCUUUCUUUCUUCUGCUGCUUCACAUCGGUAACGGAGACAUAAGCUUUUCCAUUCCCGAAGAAAUGAAACCCGGAUCUGUCAUAGGAAAUAUAGCAAAGGACCUCGGCUUGAACGUGGGGAAAUUAUCUGCUCGAAAGGCCCGCAUUGACAGCGAGCUGAACCGGGAACGGUACUGUGACAUAAAUCUUAACACUGGAGAUUUGAUUGUAGCUGAACGAAUUGACAGAGAGGCGCUUUGCGGGGAAAAGGCAUCUUGUAUCCUUCAAUUUGAGUUAAUCUUAGAGGCACCUCUGGAGUUGCACCGCAUUUCACUACAAAUACAGGAUAUCAACGAUAAUCCGCCUGUUUUUACUAAAGAUGAAAUCAAGAUAGAAAUCAAUGAACUGGCUGUUAAAGGAUCUCGCUUCCGUGUUUUGGAGGCACACGAUAUAGAUAUCGGGCAAAACGCUGUUCAAAGCUAUGCGUUACAGACCAACAAUCAUUUAAUGCUGAAAACUCAGUCAAAAUCAGAUGGGGGUAAAUUUGCAGAGCUGGUGUUGAAUAAGGAAUUAGACCGCGAGGAGCAGCAGGAAUUGCGAUUAUUGCUCACUGCAUUAGAUGGAGGCAGUCCUCAAAGAACUGGCACUGCAACUGUGCAUGUGACUGUACUAGAUGCUAAUGAUAACGCCCCAGUGUUUAGCCAGACAGUGUAUAAGGCCAGUCUGCCUGAAAACGCACCUCUAGAUACUGUAGUGGUUACGGUGGCUGCAACUGAUGCAGAUGAAGGUCUAAAUGGGGAGGUGACUUAUGAAUUAAGUCGUAUUUCAGAAACAGGUAGAAAGGCAUUUGCUUUAAAUCACAACACAGGAGAAAUUAAAGUGAUAGGGCCUUUGGAUUUCGAGAAAGAGUCAAUAUAUGAAAUGCGCGUAGACGCCAAAGAUGGAUAUGGCCUUACUUCAGAUUCUAAAGUAAUAAUUGAUAUCUCCGAUGUGAAUGACAACCCACCUGAAAUCAAUAUGAAAUCACUGACUACUCCCAUACCUGAGAACGUGUCACCUGGUACAGAGGUGGGCAUCAUUAACGUGCAGGAUAGAGACUCUGAGAAUAACAGACAGGUCCGCUGCUCCAUUCAGCAAAACGUCCCUUUUAAGUUGGUUCCUUCUAUUAAAAACUAUUAUUCUCUGGUGACCACAGGACAACUGGACCGUGAACUGGUGUCUAAUUACAACAUUACAAUCAGUGCCACUGACGAGGGCUCUCCACCUCUGUCCUCCUCUAAAACUGUUCAGUUAUCUGUAGCAGACAUCAACGACAACCCACCUGUGUUUGAGGAACAGUCCUACAGCGCAUAUGUGAGUGAAAAUAACAAACCUGGCUCCACUUUAUGUUCCGUUACUGCUCGAGACCCCGACUGGAGACAAAACGGUACAGUGAUUUAUUCUCUGUUAGCUGGUGAGGUGAACGGUGCCCCGGUGUCCUCCUAUGUAUCUGUUAACGGAGACACGGGGGUGAUCCACGCUGUGAGGUCGUUUGAUUAUGAACAGUUCAGGAGUUUUAAAGUCCACGUGAUGGCCAGAGACAACGGUUCUCCUCCGCUCAGCAGCAACGUGACCGUCAGUGUCUUCAUAUCGGAUGUGAAUGAUAACUCUCCUCAGAUACUGUACCCCGCCCCGGAGGGCAACUCCUUCAUGACCGAACUGGUCCCCAAAGCUGCACACGGAGGCUCUCUGGUGUCCAAAGUGAUAGCGGUGGACGCGGACUCCGGACAGAACGCCUGGCUGUCCUAUCAUAUAGUCAAAUCCACUGAUCCGGGACUUUUCACUAUUGGUCUCCACAGCGGAGAGAUCAGGACACAGCGGGACAUUUCUGAGUCUGACAGCAUGAAACAGAACCUUAUUGUGGCAGUGAAAGAUAACGGACAGCCCUCUCUCUCUGCCACCUGUUCCAUGUAUUUACUGAUUUCUGAUAACUUGGCAGAGGUGCCAGAACUGAAGGAUAUUUCUUAUUAUGAGAAGAACUCCAAGCUGACCUCUUAUCUGAUCAUCGCUCUGGUGUCUGUGUCCACCUUUUUCCUGACCUUCAUCAUCAUCAUCCUGGGUGUGAGGUUUUGUCGCAGGAGAAAGCCCAGACUGUUGUUUGACGGAGCAGUUGCCAUCCCCAGCGCUUAUCUCCCUCCUAAUUACGCAGAUGUUGACGGAACAGGAACUUUACGCAGCGCUUACAAUUAUGACGCCUACCUGACAACAGGUUCUAGAACCAGUGACUUUAAGUUCGUCAGUUCUUACAAUGACAACACACUGCCUGCUGACCAGACUCUGAGGAAAAGCCCAUCAGACUUUGCUGAUGCAUUUGGUUCCCCAGAUGAGUCUCCAGAGGUAGGCCUUAUACAAUUCUGUAUCUAACAUUUAACCUUGAUUGUGAUCUUCCAAUAGUGUGGCCAUACAUUUCAAAUAGCCUUUUAUUUAAAUAUUUCAGUAUGCAUUGGAUCAUUUAAGCCAUGAACAACCGUGUGCCUUUUGUAUGCAAUUUGUUUUUUGGCAUGAGCAUUUUUGUGAUGUGAAAUAACAUAGUGGGUCUGAUUUGAAAUUUACUUGGCCGCAACACUUUCCUGCAGUGUUUGAUUAUG